Drosophila obscura is the source of this 5115-nucleotide messenger RNA. It is a transcript of the gene Calx, whose product is annotated as sodium/calcium exchanger 3. Gene Ontology annotation, molecular function: calcium:sodium antiporter activity. The transcript is spliced from 11 exons. Lineage: Eukaryota; Metazoa; Arthropoda; Insecta; Diptera; Drosophilidae. Bases 1505 to 4426 code for a protein of 973 amino acids. The record is from RefSeq and is a predicted model, not a curated record. Gene Ontology annotation, cellular component: sarcolemma; postsynapse; axon. Gene Ontology annotation, biological process: sodium ion transmembrane transport; cell communication; calcium ion import across plasma membrane.
GUACGAGCGGGUCACGUUUUCCCAUUGGUUCCCUACCACACACGCAGCGGCGUCAAACAGCACCAGCAAAAUUCGAGGAGAGCGGCGGCAGGCAAAGCGGUUUUUGCUGCGCUUCUCCUAUUUUAAGUGCCGAGCGUUUUACUAUUUUUACUACAGAGCCACACACAGAUACAAACACACACCAGUGCAUGCGUGGAUAUUCGGACAUUCGGGCAUUCGUGUGUCUGUCUGUGUGUGUGUGUGUGUGGGGUGUGUGGAUUUUCAGUUAGAAAACAACAACAACAACAACAGAAACGACAAUUAUAUGGCAGUGUUAAAUGUUAUUAAAAUGAUCUUCCAUAAAUAAAUAUUGAGCAAUACCCAAAGAAAUAAAUUGUUCAGAAUUACACACGGCAACAGCAGCAGCAACAUCAGCAGCAGCAGCAGCAGCAGCAUCGGUGGAGAAUCAGAGCCAAAACUAGGCUAAAUAUCUUUGCAUACUUUUGGGCCAGCUUUUCAGCACACACAGGCACACAGACAAAGCGAUAGACAGACAGACAGGUCCUGCGCCUGCGGUCGCCGACAUUUGAACCUGUUCCAAGCCCCAGCGCUGACCGCUGACCGCUGAGCGCCGGCAGGCCGUGCAUCUCCGUAUCCGUGUCCGUGGCGUCCUCGUUUGCUGCUGUUUCCUUUAGUUUUGGCAGCAGAUGAAAAUGUGCAAUAAGAGUGAGAAAAAAUAAGAAUAACGAACGAACAAGCACACACACACACAAACUCACAUCGAAAAGGACAAGCGCAAAAAGAGUUCAGUUUCGGUGCAGUGGCUCUGAGUGGUGCAACGGUUCAACAGCCUCCGGGUUCCGUGUUCCGGGUUCCGGGUUGUUCGGGGCAAGCACAACUGUGAAUUCGUGAGUGCAGUGCCCGUCGUCGCUUCGUCCCGGCUUCGUGUGCGCAUCCUGUUUGUCUUUCAGCGCCCUGUGUGUCCGUGUAUGCAUCUGUGUAUCCUGCAACAAUAGCAGCAGCAUCUCUGCAGCGGGGAGAAUUGUGUCAGCAGCACACAGCAGCAGCAGCUGCAGCAGCAGCAUCAGUGGAGCAGCAGCAACUUCUGCAGUUCGCCAGUCUGGCGCCUCAAUCUCCAAUUGCCGGUGCAGCGGCGGCCCAACUGCGUCAAAGUGUUAAACGUGCCAUUGCGAGAAUGCCACUUCGCGGUCCUACGUCAUAAUCAACCAUCCACUGCAUCAGACUUCAGCAUUCAGCAUUAAGAGAAAUCAGCACUAGCCAAAGCACGAGCACGAUCACUAAGCACAAAAAAAACCAACCCAGAGAAGAAUUCAACUGCAACCUGCAACACAGCCAAAUCGAACGCAACAAGAAAGCUUCCAGAAUCCAAAGCCAAGCGAGCGAGGAGUUCCAAUUCCCACUUCCCCACACUUCCAGAGCGAAGCAGGAGCCCCCAGAGAACCCAAUUAGUUGUUAACUGAAACUGAAACGAGAGAAGAAGCCAACAUUACAUCACAGCUCCGCCAUGAAACUGCUCAUAAAGUCCAUUGCCACCUGCGCAUUAGUCGCGUUCUUCAUCUAUGCCACCGCCCAGUCUCUGGCCAAGGUGCAGGAUGUGGAUGAUGGCACGAGGGUGUCAUACAGGUCGUCAUUGAACAGGACCGAGUUCAGCCAAAACCAAAGCCCAUUUCACAGUCGACGGCUGCGGCAGGCGCCAGAUGAUGGCGGACUGGAAGGGACUGAGAUUACGUUCAAAGAAGAGAAUGCCGAAGACAGGGCAACGAAAACCGACUCGGAAGAGAUUCGAGUCUGCGACGCGGGCCUGAUAUUGCCGCUGUGGAUGCCGCAGAAGAAUAUCUCGCUGGGAGAUCGUCUGAUACGUGGCUUCGUCUACUUCCUGCUACUGGUGUACCUGUUCGUUGGAGUGUCCAUUAUCGCGGACCGUUUCAUGGCGGCCAUCGAGGCGAUCACAUCCACAGAGCGGACCGUGGUGGUGAAGGGGCCCAACAACGAGAAACAGACCAUGCAUGUCCGCAUCUGGAACGAGACGGUGGCCAAUCUGACGCUGAUGGCUCUGGGAUCGAGUGCACCGGAGAUUCUGCUCUCCGUUAUCGAGAUCUAUGCCAAGGACUUCGAGAGCGGCGACCUGGGGCCGGGCACCAUUGUCGGCUCCGCUGCCUACAAUCUGUUCAUGAUCAUUGCCGUGUGCAUGGUGUGGAUACCGGCGGGAGAGGUGCGUCGGAUCAGGCAUCUGCGCGUCUUCGCCGUCACAUGCCUCUUCUCGAUCUUCGCCUACGUCUGGCUCUGGAUGAUCCUCUCCGUCAUCUCGCCGGGCAUCAUCGAGGUGUGGGAGGCCCUUGUCACCCUGCUCUUCUUCCCAGUCACGGUCAUUUGGGCCUACAUUGCCGAGCGCCGCUUGCUCGUCUACAAGUACAUGGACAAGAACUUCCGCGUGAAUAAACGCGGCACUGUGGUCGCCGGCGAGCACGACCAGGUGGAGAUGGAUGCGGAGAAGGGGCGCCAUCCGAUUGUCAGCUUCCCGUCGCAUCGCAACUCCGAUGCGGAGGCCUUCGACGAGGCGCGACGCGAGUACAUCACCGUGCUGUCGGAGCUCAGACAGAAGUAUCCCGAGGCGGAACUGGACCAGUUGGAGAUGAUGGCCCAGGAGCAGGUCAUCUCGCGCGGCAACAAGUCGCGCGCCUUCUACCGAGUCCAGGCCACCCGCAAGAUGGUCGGCAGCGGCAAUCUGAUGCGCAAAAUCCAGGAGCGCGCCCACAGCGAUCUCACCGAGGUGAAGGCCUCGCUGCAGCAGAGCGACGAGGACGAUCCGGACGAUCAGCCGACCCGCAUCUACUUUGAGCCGGGCCACUACACCGUCAUGGAGAACUGCGGCGAGUUCGAGGUGCGUAUCGUGCGCCGUGGCGACAUCCACAGCUACUCGACCGUCGAGUACGAGACGCAGGAUGGCACAGCCAUCGCCGGCACCGAUUUCAUUGGCAAGAAGGGGGUGCUCAGCUUCCCGCCGGGCGUUGACGAGCAACGCUUCAAGAUCGAGAUCAUCGAUGACGACAUCUUCGAGGAGGACGAAUGCUUCUACAUUCGCCUGUUCAAUCCAUCGGAAAAUGUGCUGCUAUCGGUGCCCCAGAUCGCCACCGUAAUGAUCCUGGACGAUGAUCAUGCCGGCAUUUUCGCCUUCACCGAUUCCUUCGUUGAGACCAGCGAAUCGGUGGGACUCUAUGAGAUAUCCGUGAUGCGCUAUUCCGGAGCCCGUGGCACCGUCAUUGUGCCCUAUUGGACCGAAGAUGAGACCGCAGUCGGUGGCAAAGACUUUGAGGCCGUUCGCGGCGAACUGAUCUUCGAGAACAAUGAAACAGAACAAAAAUUCAGCGUACUUAUACUGGAGGAGAGCAGCUACGAGAAGGAUGUCAGCUUCAAGGUUCACAUCGGAAUGCCACGAUUGGCACCAGAUGACUUUAAUAAGGAAUCAUUUUUCAAUCGAUUUUUUGACAAACACGAACACUCUGGAGAUCAUACCUACGAUGAACUUCUAGCGAAAAUCCAAGAGGUGGAGAGCAAGGACACCAAAGAUUUGACCGAACUGGACCGCAUCCUGUUGCUGAGUAAGCCCAGAAACGGAGAGCUGACCACCGCACAUGUCCGCAUUCGAGAGAGCAAGGAAUUUAAGGCUACUGUCGACAAACUGGUGGCCAAGGCGAAUACUUCAGCCGUGCUUGGCACAUCCUCCUGGAAGGAACAGUUCAAAGAUGCCCUCACCGUCAUCCCAGCCGAUGAAAGUGAGUACGAUGAUGUGGACGAGGAUGUCGAAGAGGUGGUGCCCAGCUGCCUCAGUUACAUCAGCCACUUUGUCUGCCUAUUCUGGAAGGUUCUCUUUGCAUUUGUGCCGCCCACAAACAUUUGCGGCGGCUAUGUGACCUUUGUGGUUUCGAUAAGCGUCAUUGGAAUCAUCACCGCCGUCAUUGGGGAUGCCGCCACCUAUUUCGGUUGCGCCCUCAAUAUCAAGGAUUCGGUUACCGCCAUUCUGUUUGUGGCCCUGGGCACCAGCAUACCAGACACAUUUGCCAGCAUGAUUGCGGCCAAGCACGACGAAGGUGCCGAUAACUGCAUCGGCAAUGUCACGGGCAGCAAUGCGGUCAACGUAUUCCUGGGCAUUGGACUGGCCUGGUCCCUUGCCUCCAUUUACCACAUGGCCCAUGGCAAGACCUUUAACGUGGAGCCGGGAACGAUUGGCUUUGCAGUGGGGCUCUUCGUGGCCUUGGCUAUGGUUGCCGUCUCUCUGAUCAUGUUCCGGCGCUGGAACAAAAACAUUGGCGCGGAGCUGGGCGGUCCUAAGACUUCCAAAUAUUUGUGCGCCUCGAUUCUGGUGUUCCUCUGGAUUUUCUAUGUGGUCAUCUGCACUAUGGAAGCCUACGACAUCAUCCGUGUCUAAGCGGACUACACCACACCAGCACCAGCAUUCGAAUGGCGUUGGCUCAAACGAAGCACGCGAAGAAGCUGUUCGAGGGAAGCAGUUUUAUGAAUGUAUAUGUAUAUAUAUAUGUACGUGCGUGUGCUAUAUAUAUAUAUAUAAACAUGAUUGAUAUUUAUUGUGUAAAAUUUAUGUUAAUACUAAGUAAGAGUAAAAUUUUAAUGUUUAACUAGGUUUGUAAGUUGGGGCAUAUUUUGAUUUUAUUUCAUUUUAAAUAUUGCGUACUAUUUUACGAUUACAUAACGUUACUCCCUUUUAUUGAUAUAUAUACAGAUAUGAAUUGUAAAUACAGAAAGGCUGCCACGGCUCAGCAAUCUUGUAAUUGUAACGAGAUCAUUCAUUGUUAUGCCAUAUAUACUUAAUUAUACAUACUCUAAAAUACGAUUAUACAUAAAUACAUAUACAUAUAUAUUUAUUAUUAUAUCAUUCUGCGUACAACUUAAGUCAUUGUUGUUGUUUGUUAAAGCUGUACUUAAUCCAAGUCCACAAAAACGUGUGAACGGAGGGGAUCCCGACACCCCUUCGGUUUUGAAUUCGAAUUUAAUUUUGAAAUUGAAAUCGUCUCUCCAUUUGUCAGAAAUCAUUGUUAAUUUAAUACAUGUGUAAGUUUUAGCAGAAAAUUAAAUGUUUUAGCCAACAAACAAACAAAA